UGUUUGACGAUUCAACGUAAUCGAAGAAAUCCGUUUAUUAUAACAAAGAUAUAUCGAAUUUUCCGGAUGAUUAUCGUGUAAUUUGCGACUGAUCUCUUUGGGCGACGCUAUAUUUUUGCGAUAUCAUGGACACAAAAGCCCAGACACCGGAGAAAAAGGCUGCAGCUGCACCAGCUGCAGCCAAGGAGGAUGCGAAGAGCAAGGCAAAGGUUGCGAAGGGAAAGCCCGCGAGAGGAAAGCCGAGGAAUUAUGACUUGGGGAACGGCGUCUAUAGGUUCAGUCGUACCCGCAUGUACCACAAAAAGGCUAUCUAUAAAUUCCUUGGGAAGAAAACCCCGAAAAAGGUCAAACCGAAGAAGCCCUUGACUAUCGAAAAGCAGAUCGGUGGUGACAAGAACGGAGAGAAGCGUAUCGUGCUUUUGAAAAAGAGACGCGCAAACUAUCCUACCGCCGAUCGCGUUACCGUGCACCAUGCUAAGAAAUGUUUCCACGAACAUCGUCGUUAUCUGAGACCUUCUCUAAGACCAGGAGCAGUCUGCAUCCUGUUGGCUGGUCCGCAUAAGGGAAAGAGAGUGGUCUUUCUGAAACAACUGAAGAGUGGCUUGCUUUUGAUUACUGGACCAUUCCUGAUCAAUUCGUGUCCUUUGCGAAGAGUCAGUCAAAAUUAUAUAAUUGCCACUUCGACAAGAUUGAAUGUCUCAGACAUCAAAUUGCCUGGACACAUUAAUGAUGACUACUUCAAGAGGAAACGCGAUAAGCGCGCCAAGAAAGAGGAAGGUGAUAUCUUCAGCAAAAAGAAGGAAGAAUACAAACCGAGUGAUCAGAGAAAGGCUGAUCAGAAAGUAGUUGACAAAAUGGUAAUCGAUGCUAUUAAGAAACAUCCAGAUAAGAAACUGCUGUUCACGUACCUGUCGGCAAUGUUUGGACUACGAAGCAGUCAGUAUCCACACAGAAUGAAGUUCUAAUUCUAUCUGUCGUGCGUAUAUAUCGAACUUUUCGAAGAAAUAAAUAUGAAACUAUAAAACGUAUUAUCUAUUUCUUGUAUGAAAUAUAUAUCUGCAGGAUGUCAGAGAUGGUAA
This is a messenger RNA of Vollenhovia emeryi, 1079 nucleotides long. RefSeq names its product 60S ribosomal protein L6 (gene RpL6). The transcript has 4 exons. The coding region runs from base 126 to 965 and encodes 279 amino acids. The record is from RefSeq and is a predicted model, not a curated record. NCBI's taxonomy places the organism in Eukaryota, Metazoa, Arthropoda, Insecta, Hymenoptera, Formicidae. Gene Ontology annotation, cellular component: cytosolic large ribosomal subunit; ribosome. Gene Ontology annotation, molecular function: RNA binding; structural constituent of ribosome. Gene Ontology annotation, biological process: cytoplasmic translation; ribosomal large subunit assembly.